GCGGGUGCGGGGUUCCGGAGCAGCGGCGGCCUGCGUCCCAAGGCUCCGAGCCCUAGGCAGCCGGAUGGGAGGCGGAGCGCCCUGGCCACCGCCGCCGCCCGCAGCCUGCGCCUGGGCCGGGCACCGCGGCGCCGUGGGCUCCUUGUGAGCAGCCGAGGGCGGGGCCGCGGGAGGACCCCGGGACCUGCCCCCUCCCCCGCGCCGCCGCUCGCUCCGGGCGCCUCCCGCUCCGCACUUACGCGCGCGGCAGCUGCGGGGAGCCCGGCAGCCACGCUCUCCGGCGCGCCGCCUGCAGAACCAUCAACAGCCGGGAGCCGGCCAGCCUGCCGCCCAUCGCCACGGUCCCCCAGCGGGCGCGCCCUCCCGAGGAGCGGGCGGCCAUGCGGGCGCUGACCCGGACUGGAGGGCGCCCAAGCUGCGGCGGCUGCGCCCCGGCUCCAGGCAGGACCGCGUAGCUCGCGGGAGGACCAUGGCGGCCCCGGCGCUGGCGGCGGCGCUGGCGAUGGCGGCGGCGGAGGGCCCCAACGCGAGCGGCGCCGGCGAGGGGGGCGGCGGUGGCGGCGGCGCUAACGCCUCGGGGGCUCCCUGGGGGCCGCCCGGGGGCCAGUACUCGGCGGGCGCCGUGGCAGGGCUGGCGGCCUUGGUGGGAGUCCUCAUCGUCUUCACCGUGGUGGGCAACGUGCUGGUGGUGAUCGCCGUGCUGACCAGCCGCGCGCUGCGUGCGCCGCAGAACCUCUUUCUGGUGUCCCUAGCCUCGGCCGACAUCCUGGUGGCCACGCUGGUCAUGCCCUUCUCGCUGGCCAAGGAGCUUAUGGCCUACUGGUACUUCGGGCAGCUAUGGUGCGGCGUGUACCUGGCGCUGGACGUACUCUUCUGCACCGCGUCCAUCGGCCACCUGUGCGCCAUCAGCCUGGACCGCUACUGGUCGGUGACACGCGCCGUCGAGUACAACCUCAAGCGCACGCCGCGCCGCGUCAAGGCCACCAUCGUGGCCGUGUGGCUGCUCUCUGCGCUCAUUUCCUUCCCGCCACUGGUAUCCUUCUACCGCCAGCCCUACGGUGCCGCCUACCCACAGUGCGGCCUCAACGACGAGACUUGGUACAUCCUGUCCUCCUGCAUCGGCUCCUUCUUCGCUCCCUGCCUCGUCAUGGGCCUGGUCUACGCGCGCAUCUACCGCGUGGCCAAGCUGCGUACGCGCUCGCUCAGCGAGAAGCGCGCCCCGGGGGCCCCCGACGGCGGGGCGUCCCCGGCCACAGAGAACGGGCACUGUGCGCCCGCCAGCGCCCACCUCGAACCGGACGAGAGCAGCGCGGCGGCCGAGAGGCGGCGGCGCCGGGGAGCGCUGCGUCGGGGCGGCGGGCAGCGACGGCGGCGCGCGGGCGCCCAGGAGGCCGCCGACCCGCCCGGGCCGGGACCGGAGCCGGGAUCGGAGCCGGGGCCGCCGCCUGGGGCCGAGGCGGGCGCGCUGGCGGCCUCCCGGUCGCCGGCCCCCGGCGGGCGCCUGUCGCGCUCCAGCUCGCGUUCCGUCGAGUCGUUCCUGUCGCGCCGGCGCCGCGCGCGCAGCAGCGUGUGCCGCCGCAAGGUGGCCCAGGCGCGCGAGAAGCGCUUCACAGUCGUGCUGGCCGUGGUCAUGGGCGUGUUCGUGCUGUGCUGGUUCCCCUUCUUCUUCAGCUACAGCCUUUAUGGCAUCUGCCGCGAGGCCUGCCAGCUGCCCGACCCACUCUUCAAGUUCUUCUUCUGGAUCGGUUACUGCAACAGCUCGCUCAACCCGGUCAUCUACACCGUCUUCAACCAGGACUUCCGGCGCUCCUUCAAGCACAUCCUCUUCCACCGCCGGCGAAGGGGCUUCAGGCCGUGACUCGGGC
This is a messenger RNA of Ochotona princeps (American pika), 1865 nucleotides long. It is a transcript of the gene ADRA2C, whose product is annotated as adrenoceptor alpha 2C. Gene Ontology annotation, molecular function: alpha2-adrenergic receptor activity. The transcript has a single exon. Bases 470 to 1858 code for a protein of 462 amino acids. Gene Ontology annotation, biological process: adenylate cyclase-activating adrenergic receptor signaling pathway; platelet activation; regulation of smooth muscle contraction. Gene Ontology annotation, cellular component: membrane. NCBI's taxonomy places the organism in Eukaryota, Metazoa, Chordata, Mammalia, Lagomorpha, Ochotonidae. The record is from RefSeq and is a predicted model, not a curated record.